AUCAAUUUCCGUGUGGACAUUAUGCUUGAAUGAGAAAAUUCAAAAUAUCAUUGACUAAAUGACUUUAUGCAUUGAGUUUGAGGCAGCUACCUGUUUUUGAAAUCUAAGCAAAGAUCAAUAGUGGCUUGUAGAAGCAAUCUCUCUCGUAAAUACAACAAUCCCUCCAUUCCUUCUCCCUUCAAAUGCUCUUACUAGAUCCAUCAAAUAACCUCGAAUUAAAUCCCCUUACUAUAUAAUAUAAAUCAUCACAUAACCAUAUAGAGAGAGAGGCCAUGGUAACAUUAACAUCCAUGGUCUUCACCAUUUCUCAUUUCAAUCUCCUAACUCUCUUAUUUCUCUUCUCAACUUAUCAACAUGUCACCUGUACCACCACUCAACUCUUUAAACAAGCACCUAAAUUCUACAACUCCCCUAACUGUCCCUCCAUUCAUACGUCAACAUGGACAACUUCGUCCGAGCAAACUACACACACAAACACAGACGACUUUAUUUGCUCAGACGAAGCAGUCCAUGUUGCAAUGACACUAGACAUAAAAUACCUCCGCGGCUCAAUGGCGGCCAUUCUCUCCGUCCUCCAACACUCCUCUUGUCCAGAAAACACCAUCUUCCACUUCAUCACCGCCGCAUCGAAAACUACCUCCACCGUCACCCUUAACACCACCCUCUUAAACUCAUUCCCAUACUUAAAAUUCCAAAUCUACCCCUUCAACACUGAAACCAUUUCAGGUCUAAUCUCAACCUCAAUACGCUCUGCACUCGAUACACCUCUCAACUACGCGCGAAAUUACCUCUCUAACCUUCUUCCAAACUGUGUUCACAAAAUCGUUUACCUUGAUUCUGAUCUCAUUCUUGUCGAUGAUAUCGCAAAACUCGCUGCAACGAAUCUCACAAACGAAGCCGUUUUAGCUGCACCUGAAUACUGCAACGCGAAUUUCAGUUACUAUUUUACCCCUACGUUUUGGUCGAAUCCUUCACUUUCGUUAACAUUCGCGACUCGGAAAGCGUGUUACUUCAACACCGGAGUUAUGGUGAUUGAUUUAGCGCGGUGGCGGAUCGGAGAUUAUACGACGCAGAUGACGGAAUGGAUGGAGCUUCAGAAGAGAAUGAGGAUCUAUGAGCUUGGUUCAUUGCCGCCGUUUCUGCUUGUUUUCGCAGGUAAAAUAGUUCCGGUUGAUCAUCGGUGGAAUCAACAUGGGCUUGGCGGUGAUAAUUUCCAUGGGCUUUGUCGGGAUUUGCAUCCGGGCCCGGUGAGUUUACUUCAUUGGAGUGGGAAGGGUAAACCGUGGGCCAGGCUUGAUGCUAAUCGUCCUUGUCCGUUGGAUGCUUUGUGGGCCCCAUAUGACCUUCUUGAAACUCCAUUUGCUCUUGAGACCUAAGCCUGUAUCAGAAUUUACAGUUUAUUUUAUCUUUUUAUCUCCAUGUAAAAAAAAAAUCAAUGUUUUUGGUUGGUGGAUUUAGUUUUACAGUAGAUUUAUGGUAAAAUUUACUGUGACACCAAAUAUGCACGUGUAAUACGGCGGCUUGUCUUUGGGGAGUUGGCGCUGGAGUCGCUCCAGGCUUGGCUUGCUAUAUAUGGCUUACUGUAAAGUCAGGUAGAUAAGUUGUGGUAUACUACUAUUUUCACCUUCUUGGUGAAGUGAGUAAUUGUGAGUUUACAACUUCUGGUAAUUAAGAAUGAAGAGAUUUUCAUGUAUUGUUAUUUAUGUUCUACUGUGCAAUGUCCAUAUAUUCUCACAAUUAUAAAUGAGAGAAAGUUUGUUACAUGAAGAA
Molecule: messenger RNA, 1770 nt
Organism: Medicago truncatula (barrel medic)
Lineage: Eukaryota; Viridiplantae; Streptophyta; Magnoliopsida; Fabales; Fabaceae
Product: probable galacturonosyltransferase-like 1
Exons: 1
Coding region: 273-1376 (367 amino acids)
Cellular component (GO): Golgi apparatus
Molecular function (GO): glycosyltransferase activity
Source: RefSeq, a predicted model, not a curated record